CACCGGCCAAGCAGAGACCGCAGCAAAGGACGACCACGUUUAGGGCCAGAUAUCCACCCGCUCGUUCGCCGUGGCCGCCCCGCCACAUAAACCGUCCCUGCCUCCCACUACUCCCGAGCUCGCGGUCCCCGACGGCUACCAUGGCGCGGCAAAUCGUGCCUUCUAGAAGCUUCCACAGCCUCCUCACCUCUCGGCACUACCCGCUCCCCUCCCCGGCGCCACCGCUCCGCCCUCUACUUCUACCGAAAGCCCUAUCUCGGGCCACCGCCGCCGCCACCCCGCAACUCCCUCGCCGGGGGCGACGUCCCGUCGUCGCCGCCUCCGCCUCCGCCCCAGCGCCUUCCUCGUCGGAGACCGAGGCGGUGCCGGGGGCAUGGGGGAAGGUCUCGGCCGUGCUGUUCGACAUGGACGGCGUGCUCUGCAACAGCGAGGAGCCGUCGCGUCGCGCCGCCGUGGACGUCUUCGCCGAGAUGGGCGUCGACGUCACCGUGGAUGACUUCAUCCCCUUCACGGGCACAGGUGAGGCCAAUUUCCUUGGAGGUGUUGCCAGGGUGAAAGGAGUGAAAGAUUUCAGUACUGAAAGCGCCAAGAAGCGCUUUUUUGAGAUAUACCUUGACAAGUAUGCUAAACCAAAUUCUGGAAUUGGGUUCCCAGGGGCUCUGGAACUCAUCAUGGAGUGCAAAAACGCAGGUCUGAAGGUCGCUGUUGCAUCUAGCGCUGAUAGGGUUAAGGUUGACGCAAAUCUGGUGGCUGCUGGUUUGCCUGUAUCGCUAUUUGAUGCUAUUGUUUCCGCUGAUGCUUUUGAAAAUUUAAAGCCUGCUCCAGACAUAUUCCUUGCAGCAUCUAAGAACUUAGGUGUUGACACAGAUGAGUGCAUCGUGAUAGAAGAUGCGCUUGCUGGAGUUCAAGCUGCGAAAGCUGCGGAAAUACGAUGUAUUGCUGUGACGACUUCUCUAGAUGAAGAUGCAUUACAACAAGCCAGUCCUGUGUUCAUCAGAAAAGACAUUGGAGAUAUUUCAAUUAAUGACAUCCUGUAUGGUGGUUCUAAUGCUUCCCACAUUGAUGCAGAUGAACGGACAGAAAAUACCGAGAAUAUUAGUUCCUUAGGAAAUGCUUCUCCUGAAAUUCUGAAUGGAGCAACUAAUGCUGAAUCUGUUGAGAAUACAAACUCUUCAAGUUCGAAAGACCAAGGGUUGUUGGGUUCUCGUCGGGAUAUAUUAAGAUAUGGAAGUCUUGGAAUAGCUUUUUCAUGUCUUUUCUUUACAAUCGGAAAUUGGAAGGCAAUGCAGUUCGCAUCUCCUAAAGGUCUGCUUAAUUUUCUUACGGGUGGGAACAGUUCAAUUUUUGCAACUAAUGAAGGAGAAUCACUGUCAUCAAGAGUUCAGCAAAUAAAGAAGUAUUUAGCUGAUUUUGAAACUGGGGGCUCUGCCACUUACGUACCUGAGUUCCCAAGAAAGCUCGACUGGUUGAAUACAGCCCCACUUCAGUUUGGAAGAGAUUUAAAAGGAAGAGUAGUCGUGUUGGAUUUUUGGACAUACUGCUGCAUCAACUGCAUGCAUGUCUUGCCAGACCUGGAGUUUAUAGAGAAGAAGUAUAAAGAUAAACCUUUCACUGUUGUUGGUGUUCAUUCUGCCAAAUUUGACAAUGAAAAAGAUCUUGAAGCCAUCCGCAGUGCUGUCCUGCGCUACAACGUUACUCAUCCAGUUGUAAAUGACGGUGACAUGUACUUGUGGAGAGAACUGGGGGUGAACUCUUGGCCGACGUUUGUGGUUGUCGCGCCCAAUGGAAAGGUUCUAGCACAAAUAUCAGGCGAAGGCCACAGAAAGGACCUUGAUGACGUAGUUGGUGCAGCACUUGAGUUUUAUGAUGAAAGGAAAUUACUACAGAAUAAUUCCCUCCCCUUGGCGUUGGAGAAGGACAGGGAUAGUCGAUUAAUAACUUCACCACUAAAGUUUCCUGGGAAACUUGCAAUUGAUGUACAGAACAAUCGAUUAUUUAUAUCAGACAGUAACCACAAUCGAAUUGUGGUCACUAACCUGGACGGGGAAUUUAUAUGCCAAGUUGGAAGUUCGGAAGAAGGACUACUUGAUGGUCAAUUUGAUACUGCCUCGUUUAAUCGCCCUCAAGGUCUUGCAUACAAUUUCAAAAAGAAUAUCCUAUAUGUAGCGGACACUGAGAACCAUGCACUGCGAGAGGUUGAUUUUGUUAAUGAGACUGUCAGAACACUAGCUGGAAAUGGGACCAAAGGUUCCGACUACGAAGGAGGAGGCCGAGGAACUAGUCAGGUUCUAAAUUCACCAUGGGAUGUCUGCUAUGCUCCCUCGGAGGAGACCGUGUACAUUGCGAUGGCGGGACAACAUCAAAUCUGGAAACACAACACCCUUAAUAGUGUAACUGAAGUUUUCAGUGGUAAUGGCUCCGAAAAAAAUCUGAAUGGUUCAAGCCCCACCAACACAUCGUUUGCGCAGCCAUCUGGGAUUUCAUUGGAUCCUGAAUUGCGGGAGUUAUUUGUUGCUGAUAGUGAAAGCAGUUCCAUUCGAGCUGUUAAUAUGAAGUCAGGGGGGUCAAGAUGGCUUGCUGGGGGAGAUCCAAAUUUUCCAGAUAAUUUGUUUAGGUUUGGCGAUCAUGAUGGGACUGGCUGGGAUGUGCUACUCCAGCAUCCCUUGGGUGUUGUCUAUGCUAGCGAUAAUCAAAUAUAUGUUGCAGAUUCUUAUAAUCACAAGAUAAAAAAGUUAGAUCCUGUCACAAAAAAAGUUACAACGAUUGCUGGUACCGGACGUGCAGGAUACAAGGAUGAUGAUGCCUUGUCAGCUCAACUAUCUGAGCCAGCUGGACUUGUUGAAGUUGGAGAAGGAAGAUUUCUUGUAGCAGAUACAAACAACAGUGCAAUCAGAUCUAUAGUUUUGAAUGAGAGAGGUGCUGAGGUGCGCACACUAGAUUUGACUGGAGUGCAGCCGCCAUCACCAAAACCGAAGGCGUUGAGACGCCUAAGACGACGGUUAUCAGCAGACACAAAUGUUAUUAAUGUUGAUGGUGGUUCCUCAAUGGAAGGAUAUGUGUCUCUUGCAAUCUCAAUUCCUGAUGGUUACCAUUUCUCAAAGGAAGCACGCAGCAAAUUUGAUGUGGAAACAGAACCAGCUAAUGCAAUUGAGAUCGAGCCAGUGAAUGGAUCUCUAAACUCAGAUGGGCAGGCGUCACUCAAGUUCAAAAGAACAUCAUCAUCAUCAUCAUCAACAGGAAGGAUCAACUGCAAGGUUUACUACUGCAAAGAAGACGAAGUUUGUCUUUACCAAUCUGUGGCUUUUGAUGUCAAAUUCCAAGAGGGGGUACCCAGUCCUGCACCAAUUACUCUAGCCUAUACUGUGGUGCCGAGAGAUAAUUCAGGUAGUUCGCAGUUAAUGGCUGCUGGUAAGAACUUAUAAGGUAUAGUCAGAUCCAGGGUGGUUGCGUACCGUGCAUUCUUAUCCUGACUCUGAUUUUGUCUCUAGUCUAUGUUGUGGGCUGACAUGCAGACUCACCCUUGCUCCACUCGUAUCCCCGUGGCUGGCGGGACAUCAAACGUGAUUAGUUAUAUAAUAUUGCCUGUCCGUUGAUUGUUUGAACACCCAUAUGGAGUCCAUUUGUCAUCCAACGAGAAUCAUCUUUAUCCAAA
This is a messenger RNA of Triticum aestivum (bread wheat), 3652 nucleotides long. RefSeq names its product protein SUPPRESSOR OF QUENCHING 1, chloroplastic. Gene Ontology annotation, molecular function: protein binding. The record is from RefSeq and is a predicted model, not a curated record. The transcript has 28 exons. NCBI's taxonomy places the organism in Eukaryota, Viridiplantae, Streptophyta, Magnoliopsida, Poales, Poaceae. Bases 141 to 3422 code for a protein of 1093 amino acids.